Molecule: messenger RNA, 3677 nt
Organism: Phyllostomus discolor (pale spear-nosed bat)
Lineage: Eukaryota; Metazoa; Chordata; Mammalia; Chiroptera; Phyllostomidae
Product: protein ATP6V1FNB
Exons: 2
Coding region: 73-594 (173 amino acids)
Source: RefSeq, a predicted model, not a curated record
CCAGCAGUGCAAACACAGGCCUGAGAACUGUGGGCAAAAUGUUUCCAGCUCCUCUGCCUUCCCUUCCCUGCCAUGAAGGAUCUGUUCACUUCCCAGAACCAAGCCUGUUGGCAGGAGCGCAUCUGGAAGGAGGCCGCUGCUCAAGUCUCCUGGAAGAUCAACUAUGGCCACAAGUACCUCAAGGAGGGGCCCCUGCCCAAGAAGCAGCUCCAGCGGGCCCCCUUCAGCUCAGCCCUGGCAGUGGGGCCCUUGCCUGCCCCCAGCUCUCCUGACAGCAAGGACCAGACUGCCAGAGACCAAGGAGGUCCAGGAUCAGCUCUCCAGGAAAGUGGGGGUCCAGGGCCCCUGGCCCAGGGGAGACAGAGGCUGGGAGGCCCAAAGAGCAACUCAGAGUCAGUAGGCCAGGCCAAACCGAAAGACUUAGGGAUGAAGCAGGUACCCCCAAGCACCCUGCAGCUUCUCUUCCAAGGCAUCUCCCAUGAUGGCCAGGGCCGGGCCUUGUACCUCCGGGAGCGGCAUCAGCAGAAGCCAGAGGAGAAGUUUCAGUACCCGGUCUUGUCAUCCUGGGAGUACGGCUGGCACGGGAUGCCAUGAAGGACACCAGGUCUUCAGUGUAUGCCAGGUCCCAGCCCAUUACACAAACCUUUUAUGUUAAAAGUGGUGUCUUCCAUUUUCCACAGCGAAGAGACCAGCUAAUGUGAACUCGCAAGGGAUUGAGAAGCGCCUCCUUCCUUUUCCCUUGGUCCAUCUGGAUCCUGGAGAGGGGCAGUGCUGCUGGUGCCACCUCCCUGUUGUGUGCGGCCCCAUCUCUGCUGAGCAUGGACGGGCAUGAGUGCUGCCACUGGGACUCAGGGAGGCCCACCUGCUGCCCCUUGACUGCCCUCAGUUACCUCACUCUUCACAGAUCAUCUGCCCACCACCCGCCACCAUCCCCAGCCUGUGCAACUGUCCUGGGGGAGAGAGUGGAAGCCCCAAAUGCUCCAGCUGCAGACCUGGGGCAGGGAGUAUUCACUAUGUCUUUAAGGGGUUAAGAGGAUGGGGACUAUGUCCCUGUCCUCCCGAUCUCUGCACUCUGUUGAAGGGACCCACAACAGAACACAACGGUCCCAAUGUAUCCCAGUUUCCAUGUUUACUCACUUCUCUCAUCCCCAGGCCCUGUAUGGCUCUGGCUUGCCUCACUGCUUUAACAAACAAACAACCCCUAAAUCCCAGUUGCUUAAACCAAUAAAAUGUGUUUCUUAAAGCACAGUGUAAUCUGAUGUUCAUGGGCCACCUGCCACAUACUGAUCUGGGGAUCCAGGCUUCUACCACCUGAAGGCUCUGCCAUCUCCUAGGACCUCAGAUUCCUGUCCUGAGUCCCUUACAUCAAACUGGGGGACAGGGGAAGAGAGACAAAAAGCCUGGAGAGGUCGUGCCCACUCUUAACCACCUUGGCCUGGAGCUGACGAAUGUCACUUCCUAGCACAGUCUAUUGGUCAUGUCAUUUCUAGGUGGGAGAAAGCUGGGAGUGCUGUGCAACCAGGUGCCCAGGAAGAGGAAGAGAAAGGGUUCCUGACACUAGUCCAUUUCUGCUACUGGGCCUGACUUGUCCUGUGGCUGAUCUGGGGUAGAUUUGGGCUCAGCCACCACCCUAAACUCAGAAGUUUCCUCCUGUAUUAGUUCGCCAGGGCUGCUGGUAACAAAGUCUAAAAGCCGAGCUCUCUCUGAAACCUGCAGGGCGUCCUUUCUUUCCUCUUCUUGGUUUCUGCAGAGUGCAGGCAGCCUUGGCCUUCCUAGGCCUGCAGCUGCAUAACUCCGCCCUGCCUUUGUCAUCACAUGGUGUUGGUCCUGUGUGUCAGUUGUUACAUGGCCACCAGUGUUAUUGAAGUUGGAGCUAGAUUUACUUUCGCUACCUCAUCUUACCUAAUUACAUCUGUUAGGAUCCUAUUUCCAUAUCAGGUCACAUUCUGGAGGUUAGGACUUCAAUGUAUCUCUUAUAAAGGGGAUAUAAUUCAUCCCAUGAUAUCUCUGAUUGAUAGCUAAACCUAGGUCACUGGAGCCAUCUUGAAAGGCCUUCUUCCCUUCCUUGGGAUGAGGUCUCUCCCAGAAUCCCAGCCAUGUCCAGUAUUGUGCACAGAACAUCUCAUUUCUUCCAAGGCCUCAGGCAUGUAGGGAGCCCAGAGAGUCAUCCUGCACACAGCUUUUUGUGAAGCCAAAAUGCUCGUGGGCACACCUGGCUUCAUCAGGGCACUGUGGUGCCCCUCCACCCCACCCACUAAAGAGCCGGCCCCCGGGCUGGCCAAAGGCAGAACUGGGAAAACUAACUACUCCUGCGAGAGCCACCUCCAGAGGAAUUUUCCAGAGGUCUCUCCUGGUCCGCCUUUUAGCUUGAAAUGUCACAGAAGAGCUAGGCCACUGCAAAUGGAUUGACUUGCCUGAGUUUGCCUGUCGACUUCGGGAAAGUUAUUGAGUGGGAAAGAGUGUGAACAGGGCCAAUGUGUGUGUGGGAUUCUGCUGAAAUUCUCACUGCCACUGUGCACACAAGAAGUGCUUGACACAUACUGGUACCUGCCGAAUUUAAUCAAAUAUCGCAUAGCCCUUUGGGUUACUCUGGGGCCAUUUGAUUGAAAGCAGCACACACUAGUGCAGCAACUCCAGUGGGCGAGGUCAGGCUGGGCCUCUGGGCCAUAAAGGAGAGAGAUCUUGGAGCUCACAGCCUGGAGGGAGAAGGGCUGGGGUGGGGAGAGUGGGCACCUUUGGAGCACAGAGGGCACUGAAGCCAGUGUGGGAGACUUCCUGAGGGAGGUCACCAUUAUUUUUGUCAUUUAAUGAAACAAUGCUCAGACAACGUCUAGCAAGUGUGGCUCUACAUGUGUGAAUUAUAUGUUAAUUGUUAUUAUGAUACUCUCUAUCAGCAAGUCUGCAAGCUGCUUUGAAGAGGACAGGCUACCGCCAGGGCAGCCUUUCUCAGUUGGGAUUUUGUGUGUAAAUUAAGCCUUACAGAAAACGAUUUGGGUGACAAUUUUCUCAGUUCUCCCAAAGACGGUACUACAUAGCUAGCAUCUGUCUGGAGGCAUGGGAGAGGUCUUGAUUUGUGACAAGCAGUGGGUGUACCCAGACAUUAGGGCUUAAUUCAUCUGGCAUCUGGGGAAUUUAUUUAUUUAUGUAUUCAUUUAUUAACUACAUAACUACUCAUUGUGUACUUAAUGAGCACCUGUAAGAUAAUUGCAAUAUGCAGGCCUUUUUCUGAGCCUGCACUGCCCAAUUCCGUGGUUGUGAGCCUCGUGUAUCCACUGAGCAUUUUGAAUGUCUCAUCCAAAUUAAGACUAAAAGGCACACUGGAUUUUGGAGGUUUUAUAUGAUAAAAAUUUAAAAUAUCUCAUUAAUAAUUUUAUACUGAAUUACAUGUUAAAAUGACCAAAUUGGUAUAUAUUGAGUUAAAUUAGAGACUGACAAACUUUCUCUGUAAAGGACUAGAUGGUAAAUAUUUUCAGCUUUGUGGGCCAUGUGGUCUGAACUACAAAACUACUCAGCUCUGCUGCUAUAGUGUAGAAGCAGCCAUGGACAGGACAUAAACAUAUGAGCAUGGCUGUGAUCUAAUAACACUUUAUUUAAAAAAAAAAACAGGUGGUGGGCUAGGUUUGACCUACAGGCUAUAGUUUACUGAACCCUAGAUUAAAUAAAACGUCUUAUUAAAA